This is a messenger RNA of Sporothrix schenckii 1099-18, 246 nucleotides long. RefSeq lists its product as uncharacterized. The record is from RefSeq and is a predicted model, not a curated record. Lineage: Eukaryota; Fungi; Ascomycota; Sordariomycetes; Ophiostomatales; Ophiostomataceae. The coding region runs from base 1 to 246 and encodes 81 amino acids. The transcript is spliced from 4 exons.
AUGUUUUCCCUUUCAGAAGAGUCCAAGUGGCUACCUGCCCCUGGUUCUCUACCUUGGCUAUACCCGCAGCGAGCCCCGGCCAGCCAUAAUCCGCCUCCUGUCUCCCCUCUCGUAAAGUUCACUUGGCGACGACGAUACGGCCAACGGCGUCAAGGCAAGCUCCUGGACAUGUCUCGAGACCCUGUGCGAGCCGGCAAUGGGCCACGGGUUCUUGUCAAUGGCAUGCGUGCAAGACACAGCACCUAA